AUGGCUAAGCGUUUCAAGCUGAGAAUUUACAGAGCCAUCGCCACCACUCUCCAAUCCUGCCGCUCCAAAGACCCUUCCACUCUCCCUAAAGACCCUUCCACUCUCCCUAAAGACCCUUCCACUCUCCCUAAAGACCCCGUCCCUCCAUUCUCCCAUUCCCAACCCCCUCAAUUCAAGUGGCAAAAGGAAGACAAAUGGCACGUCGUCGCCAAGAUCCCCACCCCUCCCCCACCGGAGAAAACCCGCCGCCGCGCCAAGAAGAAAAGAAACCUCCCCGCCAGGAUCCGCCUCAGCACCUCCUCCGCCGACAGCGGCUGGUUCAGCAGCGAAGGCGCCGCCGAGGAAACCGAAACCCUAGUCUCCUCCUCCCCCGCAUCCUCCUCCUCGCUCCAUCCCAUCCGAGAAACGCAGCCCUUCCCCAAUUCAAACCCUAGAAACCCUCCCCGCAGGAGCAGGAGAUCGAGGCGAGCGCCGGCGAGGGAAAUGGAGACGACGCCGGCGAGGCUGUCGGUGUUCAAGAAGCUGAUACCGUGCACGGUGGAGGGGAAGGUGAAGGAGAGCUUCGCGAUCGUGAAGAGAUCGGAGAAUCCGCUGGAGGAUUUCAAGAAGUCGAUGAUGGAUAUGAUCGUGGAGAAGCAGAUGUUCGACAAGAAGGAUCUCGAGCAGCUGCUGCACUGCUUUCUCUCCCUCAAUUCCUCCAACUAUCACGGCAUUAUCGUCGAGGCCUUCUCCCAGAUUUGGACCGCCAUGUUUGCGCCGCCGCUCGACCAUUCCCAGCGCCGGAGAGUGUCUCGAGUAGCCUCGUCUUAGAUUAUUAUUAUUAUUAUUAUUAUUAUUAUUAAAAUUAUGAUUAUGAUUUAGUUUGGUUUUCGCUUUCUAUGUAGUAUGUAUUGUAUGAUUUAGUGGUAAUAAUCAGAAUGUUUAAGGUGUUUAAUUUA
This is a messenger RNA of Salvia hispanica, 938 nucleotides long. RefSeq names its product transcription repressor OFP7-like. The record is from RefSeq and is a predicted model, not a curated record. Gene Ontology annotation, biological process: negative regulation of DNA-templated transcription. NCBI's taxonomy places the organism in Eukaryota, Viridiplantae, Streptophyta, Magnoliopsida, Lamiales, Lamiaceae.